AUGCAAACACGUUCAACAUUAGAUACAAGUUCAAAUAAUUUAUUUACAAAUAUUGAACGGUUAGGUACACAUGAUUUAUUAUCCUAUGGACAACUUUCAUAUGAUACUAUAUUAACAUCAAUCCAAAGUAAUAAUACAUUACCAUUAUCAGUUAAUAGUUUAUUUGAUUGCUUAUUUUUUCAUCAUGGUUUUGAUUUAACAUUAUCAUUACAAAUUCUAAUUGAAAUAUAUGUAAUAUAA
Messenger RNA from Rotaria sp. Silwood1, 240 nucleotides. NCBI's taxonomy places the organism in Eukaryota, Metazoa, Rotifera, Eurotatoria, Philodinida, Philodinidae. The record is from the annotation of a GenBank genome assembly.